This is a messenger RNA of Xyrauchen texanus (razorback sucker), 2658 nucleotides long. It is a transcript of the gene kcnq2b, whose product is annotated as potassium voltage-gated channel subfamily KQT member 2. Gene Ontology annotation, molecular function: voltage-gated potassium channel activity. Gene Ontology annotation, biological process: transmembrane transport; potassium ion transport. Gene Ontology annotation, cellular component: membrane. Bases 43 to 2658 code for a protein of 871 amino acids. The record is from RefSeq and is a predicted model, not a curated record. NCBI's taxonomy places the organism in Eukaryota, Metazoa, Chordata, Actinopteri, Cypriniformes, Catostomidae. The transcript is spliced from 17 exons.
GCAUCAGUACCGGUGGAUCUCCAUGACGACAAAACCCCGAGCAUGGUGCAGAAAUCCCGCAACGGCGGAGUGUACCCCGGCCCGCAGGCCGAGAAGAAGCUAAAGGUGGGCUUUGUGGGGCUGGAACCGGGCGCGACGGAGUCCAUCCGAGACGGCGCGCUGCUCAUCGCGGGCGACGAGGCGAUCAAGCGAGGCAGCAUCUUGAGCAAACAACGCUCCAGCAUCUCGAGGAAGAGGCCACCGAAACGCAACGCUUUCUACCGACGCCUGCAGAAUUUCCUCUAUAAUGUGCUGGAGAGACCGCGCGGAUGGGCGUUCAUCUACCACGCUUAUGUUUUUCUGCUGGUCUUCUCGUGUCUGGUUCUGUCCGUGUUCUCCACCAUCAAAGAAUACGAGAAGAGUUCUGAAGACGCGCUCUACAUACUGGAAAUAGUAACUAUUGUGGUUUUCGGUGUGGAAUACAUCGUUCGGAUCUGGUCUGCAGGAUGUUGUUGUCGAUACAGGGGAUGGAGGGGGAGACUCAAAUUCGCCAGGAAACCAUUUUGUGUUAUCGACAUCAUGGUGCUGAUCGCCUCUAUAUCAGUGUUGGCGGCCGGGACACAGGGGAAUGUGUUUGCCACCUCUGCAAUCAGGAGUCUCCGAUUCCUCCAGAUCCUUCGAAUGAUCCGCAUGGAUCGCCGCGGAGGAACCUGGAAGCUCCUGGGAUCUGUCGUCUACGCUCACAGCAAGGAACUGAUCACCGCCUGGUACAUCGGCUUCCUGUGUCUGAUUCUGGCCUCGUUCCUGGUGUAUCUCGCUGAGAAAGAAGACAACGAGAUGUUUGAAACCUACGCUGAUGCCCUGUGGUGGGGUCUGAUCACCCUGACGACCAUCGGCUAUGGUGAUAAAUAUCCGAUAACCUGGAACGGACGACUCCUCGCGGCGACCUUCACCCUUAUCGGUGUGUCGUUCUUCGCACUUCCUGCGGGAAUUCUGGGUUCUGGUUUUGCCUUGAAAGUUCAGGAACAGCAUCGGCAGAAGCAUUUCGAGAAACGGCGAAAUCCAGCCGCUGGCCUCAUUCAGGCUGCGUGGAGGUUUUAUGCCACAAACCUGAAUCGCACAGAUUUAUUUUCGACGUGGGACUAUUACGAGAGGACCGUAUCAGUACCAAUGUACAGACUCAUCCCUCCACUGAACCAGCUCGACUUACUGAGAAAUCUGAAGAGCAAAUCUGGUCUUUCCUUCAGGAAGGAAAGCCAGCCCGAACCAUCUCCAAGUCAGAAGGUGAGCCUGAAAGAGCGAGUGUUCUCCAGUCCGAGAAACUCUGCGACGAAAGGGAAGAACUCACCUCAAGGCCAACAGCCGCUACGACGCUCGCCCAGUGCAAACAGCAACGAAGACAGCCCCUCCAAAGUACCCAAGAGCCUCAGCUUCGGUGACCGCAGUCGCGCUCGACAUGCCUUCCGCUUUAAAGGUGCCGCGUCACGCCAGAACUCGGAAGUUCUCAUUGAGAUGCAAGAGGAAGAUUUGAGACACAGGAACUCUCCAGCAAUCAAAGGGUUAACCAAAGCCAGCCUGCCUGGAGAAGACAUUGUUGAUGACAAUAAGAGCUGCCAUUGUGAGUUUGUCCCUCAAGAUUUAACGCCGGGACUAAAAGUUACCAUCAGGGCUGUGUGUGUUAUGCGGUUUAUGGUGUCCAAGAGAAAGUUUAAAGAGAGUCUGCGGCCGUAUGAUGUGAUGGAUGUUAUCGAGCAGUACUCUGCCGGACACCUGGACAUGCUGGCGAGAAUUAAAAACCUGCAAUCCAGAGUGGAUCAGAUUGUUGGUAGAGGGGCUCCGGUCACAGAUAAAGAUCGUCCGAAAGCCAGCACAGAAGGAGAUCUGCCUGAAGACCCCAGCAUGAUGGGUCGACUCGGGAAAGUCGAGAAACAGGUGAUGUCAAUGGAGCGAAAACUGGAUUUCCUUGUGAACAUCUACAUCCAGCGAAUGGGCAUCCCGCAGUCUGAGACGGACGCUUACUUUGCUUCUAAGGAGCCUGACCCAGCUCCUCCAUACCACAGUCCAAUGGACCAAAUGGAGAAGAGCGGCUCCAUCACCAAAAUCAUCCGCUCCAACAGCUCCACUGGCCAGAAGAACUUCGACCCGCCUCCCUCGGCUUGUAUCAACCACCACUGCCCACCCUCAACAUCCUGGCACCCUCACACCCUCCCUGAUCCUAGCCAACAGGGCAGCCAGGGCAAGUCACCCAUAGGCGACCCAUCUCUAGUCCGUAUCCCUCCACCUCCAGUCCACGAGCGCUCCUCGGGCGGGCACAACGGAAGCUCUCGCGGUGCUGCACAGCACCAUUCUCGUGGGGGUGAAAACAGGGUUGAGGAUGGGCGACCGUUGGCUCUUUCACCACAGCAGGCCGAAGCCGAGAGCGACACCUCGUUAUCCAUCCCCUCGGUGGACCACGAAGAACUGGAACGUUCCUUCAGUGGCUUCAGCAUCUCGCAGCCCAAGGAGAACCUGGACUUCCUCAACAACGCCUACUUUAGUGGCGUGUCGCGUUGCGCUAAACGGAGGCCCUACAUUGCCGAGGGCGAGUCAGACACGGACUCCGAUCUGUGCGCCCUAUCUCCCCAUUCCGCAACUGGUGACGGCGCAUACGGUGACAGAGGCUGGUCUGGACCCAAGUAA